CGCGUCUCGCUAAACGCGUCCUUUCUUCCCGUCCUCUGGUCGGCCCACCUGUUCUCCAUACCUGCAAAUUAGACACCCAACCUGACUCAAGUCAUAAGUACAGGGCAGGGUCAUCUUAUCUAGUAAAAUCAUCUUUGCUACAAGUUCAGGGGCCAGAAUUUCUUGGCACUGUGUAACCUUCGUUACUGCGACAGGCCGCAGGUAACAUACCUGAUCUAAUGUAUACACCUGUUACCCCCGUUUCGUCGCGUCGUACCGGGACCUUCAGCCCACCUCCAUCCACGACUGGUUCAACUCAAACCUAUACGUUGACUCCCGGUGGGACUCAAAGACUCAAUGUCGUGACACGCCUAGCUAUAGAGGGAAAGGCAAAGGAUAGGAAAGAUGCCGUAGGUUUAAGGAUGUAUAUGAAGUUGAGUAUACCGAUGGACAGUGUAUCCCCUGGUUCUACUGUAGCCUUAUUUCCCGAGGAGAACCUCAAGAUUAUUGGGUCGCCGCAAGUCCACCCUCUUGACGCCAACUCUGCCCCGUAUAACUUCUCUUCCACCGCUUUCCCACUUCUCAACGAUGCGGCUCGUGCACUUGGCCUUCCCGCGCGAUCAUCGAAAUCGUAUAUGUCUGUAUUUGGCCUCUCACAGUCCCCUGUGGUCUCUUCAAGCCGCUCCUCGCCUACGUCGGUGAAUGGAAGUAGCAGCUCACUACCCCUCGACAACAGAUACACUGGCCAUAUCCUCGUCAGUGGAUACCACGUAUCUUAUGUUCUUCCUCGCGAAAUCCCUCCCCGCAAUCGCGACGACGAUACACCUAUUCGUACAUCCUCAACAAGGUCGCGAAGAGCUUCGAUAGGCGAGCGCAACACCAUGCAAUUCAUGGCCGCCCUAGAAGUAAUGGUUCCGUACCUCUCGAAACCACCGAGAGCUCCUUAUUAUCUAUCUAUUCCCAUCCCCAGGUGUCUCUCCAACCAUAUCAGACUCCGAAUGUUCUCUCCUGGCCCCGCCCCCGCCCAGUCUUUUGCAUCACUUUCCUCAGCGGAGGAUGACCAGCAGAGAUGGGAAGUUGUUACUGAACCUCACAUCACCAACCAGAUUGGCAAGCUCGGGCGUACAAGGUCUUACGGGGAGAUGGCUGAUGAUGAGUCGUCUGAUUCAACGUCCAACUAUCAACCUGGAGGUCUGCAGGACGCCAUACAAGGCACCUUUCCCAGCUCCGAUUACAUUCGCAUACGGUGGGCUGUGCCUGUCAAGAGUCUAGAUAUCAAUGGUGAAGGAGGGCGUCGUCGGGUGCACGUCGCGCAGGCGAAGGGAGAACUCACGUGUGUUGUUCUCGGGAAGGCCAGAGACAGGGAAAGCGACAAGGAAGGCAUCGUGAUGAGGCUUGAACAGAAGGGGACCUGCAAGGACGUAUGGUUUGCUGGUGUCGCGACGAUGCUCGGCAUGGACAUCGGCCUCACAGCCAAGAACGCUGAAGCUGUCCUCUGGGCUCCAGGCGAAGAUGCAAAGUGGACUGUUACAGGAGGUCGUGGUUAUACGGGCUACGAUAUUGGGCCACCAACGGAAGAAGAGAAUCGCGAGGCAUCUUUGGAAUAUCCUGAUAUGAUGGAGUCGACUGCUUCACCACCAUUCCUCGCAAGUCUCACGACUCGCCACGACUCGGCCUCGUCCAAUACGUCACUUUUGCGGGCACCCCUGCCUGCGGAUCCCAUGCCGAACUACUCUUUUGAAGGACGAACGAACAAUUUAACGCCUGCAACAACGCUUUCCUCCAUCAGCUCCGCCCCUUCCGACAUGCGGAGCCGCGCAUCCUCCGUGAGCAGAGAACCCGCCCCCACCAUCAAAUCUCCAACGACAGACCUGACCGUGCACAUCAACAUGAACGACCUCAUCCCUGCCUCUAAAAAGGAAUUCACCUUCACCAUCUCGGGCACUAUCCUUGUCAUUCCGCGCAGCCGCUCUUUGGGUAUGUCUACGUCCACGUCCACCGGACGCUCCAUGCAUAUGGACUCCGACCUCGACAUGACACCCGUCAUCCUGCCUCACUUCAGCGUGCAUGCGGCGGACCACGAGUCGGUGACGACAUCCGUCAGGAACGACUGCACUAACGCGAAACUGGAGGUGUACAACAUUUCCGGUGACCUGCGUGAUGCGCAGACACUCAAGACGGUCCUGCAGACCGGCAAAUCGAGGGACUGUGGCAAAGAGGGAGGACGCAUUGCUCUGCGUGCGCUCCCUCCGAGCCCGAGCGGGAACCGCGGUUAUGUCAAUGGCAUUGCGUCGCCGAGUCCGAAGCCUCGCGCGAUGAAUACGUCUGGCAAGAGCGGCGCUGUCCAGACAUAUAUUGCACCAGCGCGGCGGAAGCGGGAGGGGCCUGCGAUUAUACCCUCGGUCAAGGCUACAAUCACGCCGCUUACACUAGACUUCUCUGGUUCUCCCAAAGCAUAUGCUGUCCGACUCUCCUUGACCGCCCCCUCGGACCUCGAUUCUCCAUGGCUUGAAUUCGGGCUUGCUCAGCCAUAUGUGGGCACUUCUGCUUCUGCUGCUGAGCACGGUGAUCCGGAGGUGUCUAUUGCUGCUAUUAGCAUUGAUGGUGUUUCCGCGCGGUACGAGAGCAGCACGCGUAACAAGGAAGAUAUACUCUCUGAGCUUGAUACGCUCAACCGCGCUGGCGACUCUGAGUGGGUCGCGUGGGUCAAAGUCCACGUCGGCGAAGCUGGAGGGCAACUGCAAGUCGAUUAUGUGGUCACGCAUGACACCUCAAGCCCAGUUCACGAAGGCAAAGGGAAGGCCGACCCCUCCAGUAUUAGGUUUGGAGUGCUAUUGCCGACGUUCACGAUGCCCGUUGGUUGUCUAGAUGCGACGAUUGAAUCAUAUCCUGGUCUUUCUGCAUAUACCGUUCGCUCAAACCUCUCCUACCGAUACAAAUCUACGCAUGGCUACCGCCUUCUACACUACUCAAUACAAGACCUCUUCAGCCCCUGGCUCUUCAUCGAGACGCAGCCGCCACCCUCUCGGGCCCGCGUCGCCGGCCAAAGCGCCGCACAGACCCUGCAAACCCUCGUCCGUUUGCUCCCGGCUCUGCUGCUCCUGCUGCUAGUGCUCAACGUCGGCACCGAGUUCCGCCACAUGCGCCGCUCGCUCGACGCAUGGGGAUCGGUACACUUGACGCGGUCUGAGUCUGCGCCCGGCCCUGUGCCCAUACCUAUGGAUGGCACGGGCGCCCACGUAGAGACCGAGACAGUGUUCGUGACGACGACGCUGACGUCCACCGUGACCGCCACGAGCACGAAGCGGCCGGGGUGGUUCGCGGAUACAGCCUCGUCGCCUUCAGCCUCCACGGCAUCAUCAUAUUCAUCAUCGUCGUCGUCUGAUACGAUCUCACCCACCGCACGUGGCAAAGCGACCAAAGAUGUGCCCACGCCCUCUUCCCAGAUCUCGAAGUCGAAGAGCAAGAACAGGCCCACGAAGACUUUACGUCCCGAGGUCCCGCCAUCAUCAUCGCCACGGCCAGUGUAUGAUUCGGAAGCGGAGACGGACGCGCUCGCGCCUGUGAUGGACCUUCCGUGGCUAAACGUUCAGCUACACCCGGCUGCAAAGAAGGCCAUCGAUACGAUGGUUGAUGGGCUUGGGAUCGUCUGGCAGGUCUUCCGGAGGGUAUACCAUUACCCGCUUGACCCUCCAUGAGUUGCAUUUGCUCUUGAAACUAUUUUCUGCACUUGUGAUUCCCGACUUACGGUUGAUAGUGUGCUAUUGUAAUGUUAUGAUUUCAUUUAAUCACCCGUAUCUAUACCUGC
Messenger RNA from Coniophora puteana RWD-64-598 SS2, 3787 nucleotides. RefSeq lists its product as uncharacterized. Lineage: Eukaryota; Fungi; Basidiomycota; Agaricomycetes; Boletales; Coniophoraceae. The transcript has 6 exons. The record is from RefSeq and is a predicted model, not a curated record. The coding region runs from base 219 to 3677 and encodes 1152 amino acids.